This is a messenger RNA of Penicillium canariense, 1089 nucleotides long. RefSeq lists its product as uncharacterized. The record is from RefSeq and is a predicted model, not a curated record. The transcript has a single exon. NCBI's taxonomy places the organism in Eukaryota, Fungi, Ascomycota, Eurotiomycetes, Eurotiales, Aspergillaceae. Gene Ontology annotation, molecular function: oxidoreductase activity. The coding region runs from base 1 to 1089 and encodes 362 amino acids.
AUGUCAAGUACCUCCAUGCGGGUUGCAGUACUUGGCACGGGCGCGAUCGGCCUCGCCUCCAUAUCGCUGCUACUCUCAAAGGGGCAUGAGGCCGUAGCUUGGUCGCCGCGGGGCCUCUUGCCUGCUGGUCCGAUGCUUCUUACCGCGGAAGGUGCUUUGGAGCACGAAGCGACGGUGGAGGUGGCGGCAACCUGCAGCGAGGCGGUGGCCGGGGCUGAUGCAGUGUUGGUCACCGUAUCUGCUACCGGGUACCGCACGGUGCUGGAAGCGCUGGCUGCGUGCUUGCAGGCUGGCCAGCCGGUCAUAAUAAGUGCGCAACUUUCGCUGGGCGCGCUUUUCCUUUCGCGCCUCCUGGCCCGCCGCGGUAUCACCGCCCCCAUUGCGGCUUGGGGUAGCACGAUGCUCAGCGGCGCCCGCCUCGCACCUAACCGGGUGCUUCUGCGGAACAUUCGUGCUGAGAUCGAUGUAGCUGCCGUCCCACGCAGGGACGGCGAGGCAAUGCUGGACCUUUGCCGCACACUCUUCGGUGACCGAUUCCGGCUUCGAGAUGGACUGAUUGCAAUUACGCUGAGUAAUGUUAAUCCCCAGAAUCACCUCGCCAUCGCCAUGUGCAACCUGUCGCGUAUGGAAAACGGGGAAAAAUGGCGGCAAUGGGCCAACACUACUACCGCAGUCGGCCGUCUGAUGGAGGCGCUUGAUGCCGAGCGUUUGGCUAUCGCGGAGUCGUUUGGCGUGGAGGUGCGCAACAUCCGGCAACACCUUCAUCGCUCUUUCCAUGUGCCAGAAGGCCCCGUUGGAGAGAUGGCAGCGCAGCUCGCGGCUGGGUCGAGUGACCCUCUAGGGCCCGCCACUCUGGAGUCCCGCUAUGUGCUAGAGGAUGCACCAUUCGGUCUCCCCGGGACAGAACUGCUCGGCCGCAUGUGUGGGCGGCCCGCCAUCCUGCACGAGUCAGGCCUAAAGCUGAUAUCUGCUCUGUAUGGCCGCGAUUUCACUGCUGAGAAUGACAUCCUACCCGACCUUAGCCUAGAUAAGAUGGACGCUGCCUUGCUCCAGCGAAUGGCCGAUGAGGGAUGGCAAGAGGAGCCUUAG